Messenger RNA from Physcomitrium patens, 6886 nucleotides. NCBI's taxonomy places the organism in Eukaryota, Viridiplantae, Streptophyta, Bryopsida, Funariales, Funariaceae. The record is from RefSeq and is a predicted model, not a curated record.
AACUUCUUCCUCGUCCUCUUCUCGGAGUUGCUGCUCUGCGUCCUGGCCUCCUUUUUGCUGUGUUCUGCCACAGCCUCUCGCACAUGCUACGCCUCCUCGCUUCCCCGCUAAGUCUCUAGCUCAGUUCAGCCCCCUGUCUCUGCCUCUACCUCCUUGUCUGCAUCCUACGCGCUGCGCACCGUUUUUUCGGUUCCUUCAAUGCCCAGCAGCUUCCCUUCGCGCCCCCUCUAGAUUGUUUCAGGAUAUUUGCGGAGGCGGAGCGGUGUGCGGGGAGUGCAAUUUGAGUGGGACUGGAUUAUUGGAUUGAUAAGUGAAUUAUGCUCUUCUUCACCACUGGAAAUUGAAGAGUGUUCGAUCUUGGGUGGGGUCGCCCCUGGGCCCUUUGGAUGCAGGACGUAGACAGUAAUGAUUAAGUCUGCCUCGCGCAGUAGCCCAGAAUUUGAAUUGGAGCUGCGAUAGUUCGCAAACAGAUCAAUGCGAGAGGCUGUACAAAUUUGUUCAAGAUCACGAUCUUCAGCUUAAUUCGCAUGGAUCAUAACUGAUGGUAAUCUCACUGUAGACAGCCAUGGGGGCGUUGACAGAACUUUGCAACGUUUUGGCAGAGACCAAGUGUGCUCCAUCUGCAGAAGCAAUUGCUGUGCUACGAGAUCAAUGCCCGGCCCCUGGCUUCUCGCAACGUACGCCAGUGCAACUUUCAGGACGCCAGUUUAAUGGCAUAUUGCUUCUUGCCCGGUAUUUGUCACGCACUAGCGACAGAGAUAAUAUACCCGAGAUUUUUUCUCUUGUUCUUGAAUUCUUUCAGGGUGUUACCUCAAUCGUCAAAGAUGAUUCGACCUCCAGCCCAGAUAAUAUGGAUUUGUAUUUUGAGGAGCUUCUCAAGUAUGUUGUGGAGGUUACAAAAGUUUGCCCGGCUGUUUCUAGAAACUUGAGUAAGAUUAUUUCUGGAUUCAUUGAGAAAUUUAUACUGGAUUCGUUGCAAGAAGGUUCGAUUCUUGCUAAAGAGAAUCCCUCUCUGACAAAGGCAUUGUUUUCAGCAUUGGCCAAAGGAUGUCCUUCAUUGAUUGCAGAUGAUGCAGAACGUAUAGCACAAAGACUUUUGGAGCACUGGAUUAUUCCCGUUGAAUCAUCUUUAGCACCGUUCCCACCUCCAGAAACUCAUAAUGGUGAAUCUCCAGCAAUGUAUCAUACACCUGAGAAUAACGUUACAUUGCACACCGAACCUUCUAUAGACGAUCCAUAUGAACUUAGCGCAAUUGGAAGUAAUUCUUUUCACACUCCCAAAUCCACUCCCUCCAAACUGAGUCCUAGCAUGACAGAUGGUUCUCAUGGCACUGCUGGUCUCGCUGAUAGGGUAAAUGGCUUGAGCAAGGGUGGAAGAAAAUUGCAGGCUUCCUUCGAAGCAGAGUCGCUGGAUACACUAGAAAGGCAGGAUCUAGCUAUGCAACUUUUCGUGCAAGUUCUGGAACAAGCCAGAGAUAGUGAUCCCCUUUCGCUUCAAUUGAGAGCUGCUUCAACAAGACAUCUUAAGGAUAUAGCUUUACUUCUGAAGAUUCGUAAGCGGGAUUGGACUGUAGACGGUGUACCGCUGCUUGCUAAGAUGAAUUUAAAGCUACAGACUGCUCAAAGAGCUUGUGUGGUACAACAGCGCUUUUUGAAACCAGAUCCAAACACAAAUCUUUCAAGAAGCUACUCAAAUGGCAAGCUGCCCAAGACCAUAAUUCGAGAUACACAUUCGUUGUUGAUGGACGUGGCAGAUGCCUGCAUUGUAUCACCAUGGCGAAGAUUGAAAUCUUGUGAAGCGCUAGUGGGUUCUCUUGUUUCUGUGGUGGCACAAGCUGGUGCCUUGCACGGUAGUCAGAUGUUUAAAAUUAUUUUACUACGUUUCAAGGGGCUUCUGUUAGCUGCAUGUGCUCAAGUUGAUGUGUCAUGCACAAGUCCUUUGCUAUCAAGCGUUGUCAAAUCCGUCUGUACAUUGAUCGGUGAAGGCUGGAAUUUAGAUAGGACUGCCAUUGAAUCUUUCCUCCUAUCAUUGGCAGCUUAUGUUCGGGAACGACUGGCACAGGAGAAAAAAGAUAAGCAAAUGACUGCAGUGACUCAGCUAAACGUCAUAUCUUCACUCGCUGAUAUUGCAGUCUCGCUAAAGAAGUCAGAUGCAGUUGAUUUAAUAUUGCCUCUCUUCAUUGAGAGCCUGGAAGAGGGAGAUGCUUCUGUUCCAAGUCUCGUAAGGCUCAAGGUCCUGAAUUCAUUGGCGCGCAUGGCAUGCUUGGGCUGUAACAAAUCCUAUAGGGAGGUUGCUGUGCAGCUCACGCGCGGUUACAUGAGCAGGCUUUUAACAUUGGAAUCCGCAUUCAGUCGGCUUGCUCCUGAGCUAACUACUGAAUGUGAGGAGACUCUUCCAAGCGCAUUUCUAUAUAUUUCUCAAAGCUUGAAGGAUCCAAACAUGCGUACAGACUAUCGACAACGGCUUCUGAUACUCUGCUCUGAUGUCGGUUUAGCUACCGAGUCCAAAGAAUACAGGAGUGGUCAAAAACUUCUUGGGCCGCUUCUUCCAGCUGUAGCUGAAAUAUGCUCUGACUUAGAUCCAGCUGAAGAGAUGGAGCCACAAUUGUUGAAGCUGUUGCGUAAUCUCUGGUUCUACAUUGCCUUAUUUGGUUUGGCCCCACCUAUUCAAAAAGUUCCUAUGUCAUCGAAGUCUGCUUCUUUGAGCAGGAGCCAAGUAACUAUGAGUAGAAGUCAGCAAACGAUGAAUGGGAUGUACGCUAUCAGCGGGCCCUAUCUAUUGAGCCCUGACUGGGCUGCAGCUGUGAUUCGUCUCACACUAGCCACUCCAGCAUUAGUCGUGAAUCCAAUGAAGUGGCUAGAGGAUGAGCAGGAGCUGAACGCAUUGCAUAAUGCAGACAGUCGCCGAAGGGUUACUAAUGAAAAGACUUCAUUGAUAAUGCUCUCUGCUGCGUUGGGUGGGCAAGUUGAUGUUGCUUCCAUGUCCACAAUAACAGGCGUGAAGGCAACAUACCUUCUAGCAGUUGUCUUCCUUGAGACACUACGCAUGAGUCGACGUGGAGGGAUAUUAAAUGACAAGGAAACAACCGGAAAUCGUAGAAGUGCUUUGAUCUGCCUAUUCAAAUAUCUGGAGACCGCAAGUCCAAAUGCUGCAGUUGAUCAAUGUCUUACCACGAUUGUUUAUCGUGCCUUUGGUGCUGCUUUAACAUGGCUGGGAGAAGAGCGGUUGUUUAGUGGAGACGAGAUAGAAGUAAAGCAGGGAAUUCUUACUGCUCAUGCGUGCUUUUUGAUCAAGCACGCAACUCAUCGCGAGGAGUCAGUUCGUGAAAUGGCAGACAGUUUGCUAAACCAGCUGAAAAACAAAUUCCCACCAGUUUUGUGGAAUAAGCAGUGUUUGGAAGCAAUGUUGCGUUUAUUGUCUGAACAACCCCCGCUGCAAUCUGUUGUAGAUGCUACUGCAGUAAGAGAACUAUCACACCAACGAGUACAAGAAUGGAUUACAUAUGCCCUUUUAUAUGCACCAUCUACAACGCAAGGUCUUAUACAGGAAUAUUUUCGGCAGGUGACUGCAUCCCAGAAUGUGGCUCAUUCAAGCGACAUUAUUGCCUUAUUAUCAGAUAUCAGGUUGGAUCCAAGUGCCUCAAUAAUGGGUGCUGUUCCUGCCGUUACAGCUGCCACUGCAGCUGCUGCUGGCGGUGAUAUGAGCCGCAUGGAUGUCUUGUCUGUUGGAAUUACGAGUGCAAAUGUUAAAUCAAAAUAUGUUGGAGAGAUUGCUGGAAUGAAGAGGAUGCUUGGUGUUAGCAUGAGUACUUUAACGUUAAAUGAGAUGCAAAGAACGUUGAGAAACGGUGGUACGGAAAACGAAGAGUCUCUACAUGUAGAGCUUAUUGAGCGCUUCAUUCAGCAGCUGCGGCAAUUUGAAACAGAUUCUCAACGCGGUCUAUCUAUCGAAAAAGAAAGAUACCGUGAUGCCUGUUUGCAAGCUGCAGCUCUACUUUUAUCCAACACUAAACCUACUAGUGAAGUGACUUCAAAGGCCACUUUCCAGCUGUUGCGAGUGCUGUGUUGGAGUCCCGCUCGCAUUUUCACCACGGAAGUGAUGGAGACGGGUGUGUUCGCGUGGACGUGGCUUUUUGCAGCGGCCCCUCAUUUCAGUUCCUUGGUGCUAGCUGAGCUCGUAGAUGCAUGGUUAUGGACAGUGGAAAGUAGGCGGGGUCUGUUUGCUGCAGGCGUCUCCAAUUCCGGGCCUGCAAUGCAGCUUCGUCCUCAACUCUUCCCUGGACAGCCUGGACCUCCUCCUGCUCAAGAUCCUGUCGAAGCUAUAAUUGCUCACAGAUUGUGGCUUGGAUUUUUCCUUGACAGGUUGGAGGUGAUAAAACACAGCGGAAGUGACCAGCUGCUAUUGAUGAUGCGCUUCAUGGAAGGAUCGGUGCAAACACAUACUCAUUUUUCAUCUCACCCAGGAGCUGUUGGCACUUUCUUUACUCUUUUGUUCUUGGGCCUAAAGACAUGUGAAUGCUUGGUUCAGAGCGGAUCUCCUAAUGGAAGUCUUGGUGUUCAGUUGUUGCGAGAUCGCAUUUACAGAGCUGCAUUUCAAUGGUUUGCAGUGGAGCCAACCUGGCAUGAAUCGAAGAUUGAAGGAAUGGCUGCAGCAGAGGCUCAGGCCGUAGCUACAUUUACUCAGCAAUUGGUCCUUGAUAUGCCUGAAACUACCAGUCAAUCGGAGUUACAAGGUCGUCCACCUUCUCGUUCAGCACGUCUCACCUCUUCAGCAUCUCUGCGUCAUUAUUCAUCACCAUCUUCCCGUCCAACUGGAAACUUAAUUAUGCAAAUGGAGAUUGAACACCCAGUUUGGGGCAAGAUAGACAAUGAUUCAAGAGCAAAUCAGAAACAAUUAUUGUGUAUGCUAUGCCAACAUGAAUCAGAUCGACUGGAUACUUGGGCUUACCCACUUAAGGUUUACGCAGUGCCUCGCUUGCAGAAGAUGAUACCAGAGCGGUGGGGAAAUUUUGUUAAGACUGCUUGGGCUGUUGAUCCCCGGAUCGCUCUUUCAUUGGUUGCUAGAUUUCCGGGUUCUGCUGCAUUAAAAGCAGAAGUUGGUAAUUUGGUUCAGAACAACCUCAAAGACUUGACAAAUGUUCCAGGGGCGUUACCAUACUUUGUAACUCCAAAAUCUGUUGAGGAGGAUUCAAGCGUUUUGCAAUGGUUACCGCAUUGGGCCCCGUGUUCUAUCACCAAUGCCCUGGCUUUUCUAACACCGGCCUACAAGGGCCACCAUCGUGUCAUGGCGUAUGUGCUUCGGGUCAUGGAGUUUUAUCCUCCUGAGAAAGUAACAUUCUUCAUGCCUCAGCUUGUGCAAGCCCUUCGCUACGAUCAAGGAGGACUGGUGGAAGGAUACUUGAUGGUUGCAGCUAGAAGAAGCAAUUUGUUUUCUCACAUAUUGAUAUGGCAGCUUCAGGGGGAAGAGGCGCCUGCAGAUGAUGACAUUAAAGAAGAUAAUGCAGUCGAGGAUAGUAUAUUGUACGAAAUUGUACCGAAGAUUAAGCAGCGUAUUAUUCGCAGUUUUUCUCCUGAAGCUCAUGAUAUCUUUCUUCGGGAAUUCCGAUUUUUCGACAAAGUAACCUCUAUCUCUGGAGUUCUCUUUCCCCUGGCUAAGGAGGAGCGACGAGCUGGUAUACGCAGAGAAUUGGAGAAGAUAGAAGUGGAAGGUGAUAAUAUUUAUCUGCCUACAGCACCACAUAUGUUAGUCAGGAGCAUCAAAAUGGACAGUGGUAUUCCACUGCAGUCGGCUGCGAAGGUGCCAAUAAUGAUCACCUUUAAUGUGGUGGAAAAAGAUGGUGAUCCCGACGAUUUCAAACCGCAAGCCUGCAUUUUUAAGGUGGGAGACGAUUGUCGGCAAGAUGUACUGGCCCUGCAGGUGAUCGCACUUUUGAGGGACAUAUGGAGAGCAAUAGGCGUGAACUUGUAUGUAUUUCCGUAUGGAGUGCUUCCCACGGGUUAUGGAAGGGGCAUAAUUGAGGUUGUACCUAAUGCGCGAAGUAGAAGUCAAAUGGGGGAGGUUACAGACGGAGGGCUGUUUGAGAUUUUCCAACAAGAAUACGGCCCCGUUGGUUCUGCCCGUUUCGAAGAAGCUCGUAACAAGUUUAUUGUUAGUAGCGCUGGCUAUGCUGUUGCAAGCCUUCUGCUCCAACCAAAGGACCGACACAAUGGAAAUCUUUUAUUUGACAACGAGGGAAGGCUGGUGCAUAUCGAUUUUGGCUUCAUACUUGAAACUUCCCCUGGAGGCAACAUGCGAUUUGAGAGUGCAGACUUCAAAUUGAGUCAUGAGAUGACUCAACUUUUAGAUCCCUCUGGAGUGAUGAAAAGCGACACCUGGAAUUACUUCGUCAGCUUGUGUGUGAAGGGUUAUCUGGCGGCAAGACUCCACAUGGACGGGAUCUUGAACACUGUCAAUUUGAUGAUUGACAGCGGUCUUCCAUGUUUCAGUCGAGGGGACCCUAUCGGCAAUCUUCGCAAGCGCUUACACCCUGAGCUGAGUGAGCGUGAAGCUGCAACUUUCAUGAUAAAGACAUGCGCUGAUGCUUAUAACAAGUGGAGCACAGCUGGGUAUGAUUUGAUCCAGUACUUGCAGCAAGGCAUUGAGAGAUAGGACCAUAUACUGGCAUAUCCACCAUAUAUCUAGUUUAGAAGUACAGCAUUAGGAUCUUAUUCAUUAAGUCGUAUGGUUGUCAUACUUACAAAAUUUGAAGGAUGGUUGCGAGAUUAGGAAGGAUAUCCGUACUUCAUUCAUUCCCUUCCGUGUAUCAUAUUAAUGUUGAGCUCAGAAUAUCAUACAAUUGAAUGGAACGCAAUUUUGUCGCGGGAAAGUUCUCUGUCGAUAUGUUAA